Messenger RNA from Ostertagia ostertagi, 1110 nucleotides. Lineage: Eukaryota; Metazoa; Nematoda; Chromadorea; Rhabditida; Trichostrongylidae. The record is from the annotation of a GenBank genome assembly.
AUGCGCCUUGAACAUGCGCAUGCUGAAAACCCAGGUCUUGAGGAGCAAAGGCGCCUCCUUGAGAGUAUAAUGCCAAUAGUAGCCCAGCUAGAAGAUAAAGGAGUGACUCUGAACGGCUCCUUCCCAUGUCAGAGAGUGCUUUCAAAAUUCACAGCAAAGCUUCAGCGCAAGGUUCUCGAACAGUGCAUUAGUGCCUCCACACAAGAGCAGUCAUGGAUCCUUAGUGACAUCCUUCUGCACCUGGAUAAAAUCAUAGGCAGGGAAGAACAUAUCAAUUACAUGAUAAAUAAAAAUCCGGCUCCUAGUAAAAGUAAUACGGCGAAGGUUACCAAUAGCGCACACCAGAAAUCGGCGGUUAUGGUUACGCCAUGCCUUUUCUGUAACGCUACCAAUCAUAAAUCGGUAGCAUGCACCAAAUAUGCCACCAUCGAAGAGCGCAGGAACUUUUUCCGUGGCUCUAACCGUUGCCUUAACUGCGGGGCAAGGGCUGUUAGAAACUGUGGAGGGAAGAAGCACCACCACACCCUAUGUCCUUCACGGACGAAGAAAUUCCACUCAACUCCACAUCAACAGUCACCACUACCGGGAAAUGAUCCUGCAGCGGUCGAAUCGACAACAACGACUGACCAGCGAAUAAAAUUGGCUAGAAAUGUAAAAAGAGAGUGGGUUGGGAAACAGGGUCGAACACACGCACACACUCUCGGAACAGGCACCCUUGAGGAUUCGGCAAGCUUGGCGCAAUCAGAGGAAGAAAUCCCCAACACAGGCACGGUCCUCGCUUCAUUGCACAACAAAGGCAUUCACCCAGAAAAAGGGGACAACAGUGGACGCACGGACAGUCAUGUCGUCCUGCUGACAGGAGUGGCACAAGUAAGGGACACCUUACGAAAUCAGUGGAAAGAUGUAGAAGUACUUCUAGACACUGGGGCAGAUGAGUCGUUCAUCUCUACCGAUUUGGCCGACGAACUAGGCCUAGAAUGCACGACAACAAGAAAGCUUCACGUUUACACUUUCGGCACCGUGCAACCGAAGAAUGUAGUUUGCAACGUGACAACCCUGGAACUGUGGGAUAAAUAUGGGAUAAAGCACAAGAUGCACCUGCACACGCUU